This is a messenger RNA of Glycine soja, 2780 nucleotides long. RefSeq names its product oligopeptide transporter 1-like. NCBI's taxonomy places the organism in Eukaryota, Viridiplantae, Streptophyta, Magnoliopsida, Fabales, Fabaceae. Gene Ontology annotation, molecular function: oligopeptide transmembrane transporter activity. The record is from RefSeq and is a predicted model, not a curated record. Gene Ontology annotation, biological process: transmembrane transport. The transcript is spliced from 9 exons. The coding region runs from base 438 to 2681 and encodes 747 amino acids.
AAGAAGGUACAUAUAUAGCUUCUCCCCUCACUAAAAUGGAAAUUCCUUAGACAGACUUAUCUCUGAACCCUGCAUCUUAAAGUUCACUGCCACUAAUGUUGGCAUGGACCCCAAUGGUGUUGAAUGGAAAUCUGAUAAAUGCAGCCAACUUUGCAAUCCCUUAACAAACAUCAAAGAGAAUCACAAAUUCCAGAAAGCUAGAUGGCAAGGAAGGUCAGCGUGUAGAGGACUCAGCUUUGGGACUUCGUCAUAUUACCAAUGAAAUCAAACUAUAGCAUCAUUUAAAGAGGCACAUGUGUACGUUUUCUGGAACGGCAUGCUAGCUAGUGCACACGUCCCUAUAAAAUGAUACCAACAACGUGAGGUCUUCGCGUGGGUGAACGAGGAAAGAGAGAGAGAGAGAGAGAGGGAGGGUUCAAGAACCAGAUCCCGGUGCAAUGGCUGGGGUCGUCGACAAUCAGCACGACUCAAAACUUGGCAUACCUGAUGAAAGUGAGGAGGUAGAUGACUCUCCUAUUGAGCAAGUGAGGCUCACCGUUCCAACAACCGACGACCCAACACAGCCAGCACUGACAUUCAGAACAUGGACUCUGGGGUUGGCCUCAUGCAUUAUCCUCUCCUUUGUGAACCAAUUCUUCGGCUACAGAACCAACCCUCUCUACAUCUCCUCCGUCUCAGCACAGAUUCUCUCUCUCCCAGUUGGGAAACUCAUGGCAGCAACACUUCCCACCAAACCAAUUCGUGUCCCGUUGACCAAAUGGUCUUUCUCCCUGAACCCUGGCCCCUUCAAUCUGAAGGAACAUGCACUCAUCACCAUCUUUGCCAGCGCUGGAUCUAGUGGUGUUUAUGCCAUCAACAUUAUCACUAUUGUUAAGGCUUUCUACCACAGGAAUAUCCAUCCACUUGCCGCUUUUCUCUUAGCACUUUCCACCCAGAUGCUUGGUUAUGGAUGGGCUGGGAUUUUCAGGAAAUGUCUUGUAGAUUCCCCGUACAUGUGGUGGCCUUCAAACCUUGUCCAAGUGUCUCUAUUCAGGGCAUUUCAUGAAAAGGAGAAAAGGCCUAAAGGAGGAAACACAAGGCUGCAAUUCUUUUUCCUGGUCUUUGUAGCAAGCUUUGCUUAUUACGUUAUUCCAGGCUACUUUUUCCAAGCAAUAACAACAAUCUCCUUUGUUUGCUUGGUUUGGAAAAACUCCAUCACUGCACAGCAAAUUGGUUCGGGCAUGAAAGGCCUUGGCAUUGGUUCAUUUGGCUUGGACUGGAACACUGUGGCUGGUUUCUUGGGGAGUCCUUUGGCUGUUCCUGGCUUUGCCAUCAUCAACAUUCUGGUUGGAUUUGUGCUGUUUAUGUAUGUUCUGGUUCCCAUUUCCUAUUGGAACAACCUAUAUGAUGCCAAGAAGUUCCCCAUCAUCAGUUCUCACACAUUUGAUUCCUCUGGCGCAACAUAUAAUGUCACUCGGGUUUUGAAUGAUAAAACUUUUGACAUUGAUAUGGAUAGUUAUAACAAUUACAGCAAGCUCUAUCUCAGUAUCACAUUUGCAUUCGACUAUGGAUUGAGCUUUGCAACUCUGACUGCUACUAUUGCCCAUGUUGCCCUCUUCCAUGGAAAAACGAUUUAUCAGAUGUGGAAGAAGACAACAUCUGCACUAAAAGGACAACAACUUGGAGAUGUGCACACGAGAAUUAUGAAGAGAAACUAUGAACAAGUACCUGAAUGGUGGUUUGUUAGCAUUUUGCUUCUAAUGAUUGUUGUAUCUUUGAUAACUUGUGAAGGCUUUGGCAAGCAACUCCAAUUGCCAUGGUGGGGAGUCCUAAUGUCUCUUGUAAUAGCGUUAGUUUUCACUUUGCCAAUUGGGGUCAUUCAAGCAACAACAAACACGCAAGUCGGACUCAACGUGAUUACAGAGUUAAUAAUUGGGUACAUUUACCCAGGAAGGCCACUUGCUAAUGUAGCCUUCAAGACUUAUGGGUACAUCAGCAUGUCACAAGCACUCGGGUUCCUUCAAGACUUCAAAUUAGGCCACUAUAUGAAAAUUCCUCCAAAAUCUAUGUUCGUUGUGCAGUUGGUAGGUACCAUAGUGGCUUCAGGUGUGUACUUUGGCACAGCAUGGUGGCUUCUGACAAGUAUUCCACACAUAUGUGAUGAAACAAGCUUGCCAGCUGGUAGUCCAUGGACAUGCCCUGGGGACGAAGUGUUUUACAAUGCUUCAAUCAUUUGGGGAGUAGUGGGACCACAGAGAAUGUUUACCAAGGAUGGGAUUUACCCUGGGAUGAAUUGGUUUUUCCUGAUUGGCCUACUUGCUCCUGUUCCAGUGUGGCUGCUUGCUCGCAAAUUCCCAAACCAUAAGUGGAUUGAGCUCAUCAAUAUGCCCUUAAUCAUUGCUGGUGGUGGUGGCAUCCCACCAGCCAGAUCCGUCAACUACAUAACUUGGGGAUUUGUGGGAAUCUUCUUCAAUUUCUACGUUUACAGCAAGUUCAAGGCAUGGUGGGCUAGACACACUUACAUCCUCUCAGCUGCUUUAGAUGCUGGUGUUGCUUUCAUGGGUGUCAUUCUCUAUUUUGCCCUUCAAAAUUAUGGUGUUUUUGGUCCAAUAUGGUGGGGUCAAGAUGCUGAUGACCACUGUCCUUUGGCCAAAUGCCCCACAGCUCCAGGCGUAAUUGCUCAUGGAUGUCCUCUUCUCUGACCUCCAUCUAUUCUCUCACCUUCAUCCAUCCAUUCAUCUACUGUAUAUAUACCUAACUUUUCAUUUUAUGGAAUAAUAUUACGUGACAUUUCAUGUUCA